Molecule: messenger RNA, 3619 nt
Organism: Octopus sinensis (East Asian common octopus)
Lineage: Eukaryota; Metazoa; Mollusca; Cephalopoda; Octopoda; Octopodidae
Product: glutamyl aminopeptidase
Exons: 22
Coding region: 404-3436 (1010 amino acids)
Biological process (GO): proteolysis; peptide catabolic process
Cellular component (GO): cytoplasm
Molecular function (GO): peptide binding; zinc ion binding; metalloaminopeptidase activity
Source: RefSeq, a predicted model, not a curated record
AAAAAGACAGCAGACGAAAGUUAAAAAUACCCAACAGAAUACUAGUUUCGAUAAAAUGAUGUUAAUGAUGAUUCUUCAUUAGUAACGAACUAACCCGAACUGGCGAACUGGUCGUUCAAUGAAUACACAUACGCGCACGCGCACACAUACAUAUACACACCGACACACACUGGCGCACAGACACACUCACGCACGCUCAUGCAAACACACGGAGACAGACACACGCACACACGCACACACGCACAAACACAGACACACACACACACAUACACACACACAUAUUUAUGCAUAAAAUAAGCUCAUGCUACACUCUAAUCUUUCUGUCUGUGUCACACUAUCAUAGACACACAUCAUCGCAGCUAGAUGCACUGAUACACGAUUUAAACGCACCUUGUGAAAAGCAAUGAAGGAAAAUAUGGAUAUGACAGCCGGUGGUGAAUUGAAUGGAAUCCAGCCAAGCCAAACUGGCAACGUAACAAAUCCUCCAAAUGAUGGUUUGGUCAAAACUCACAACACAAUGGUGAGCAUUCAGCCAGAACGAGGUAAUCAGGCGGGCGCUGGAUGUUACGUCACUAGGCUACAGGUCGGUUUGUUUCUAUUCCUGAUCCUACUGACAACUAUUUUCAUUGCUCUUAUAGCUGCUUUCGUUGGAAGAAACACGCGCUGCGAUUGCCAAAAUUCUCAACAGAAUGCUUCUAUUAACAGAGACAAUAAGAAUAGUCUGGAAAAAACGAUAGCUGGAGAAUUUGGCAAGAAUGAAUCAGGCGUAUCUUUAAAGCCAGGUCGCGGACGAGGAAAUAAAUUAUGGAACAGACUACGUUUACCGAGAAGCUUGAUCCCUUCUCACUACUCUCUUGAAUUAAAGAUUGAUAUGGAUGCGUUUAUAUUCACUGGUAAAGUAAAUAUCACAGUUCACGUCGAUCAGCCGACACACUAUGUAAUAUUCCACACAAAAGAACUCGAUGUUGACAAAAAAGCUGUUUCUGUUCACCUAAAUGGUAAUAUUUCCGAUACUGUUCCCAUCGGUAAACAGUUCUACGUCAAAGACAAUAAAUAUCAAGUCUUGGAUUUGAACCAGGCCUUAAAAGAAGGAAAAGAUUAUGUAAUAAGCAUCGGUAAUUUUUGGGGUAAAAUAGCCCCUGACUUGAAAGGCCUUUAUAAGGGAUCCUAUGUAACAAAAAGUGGUGAAAUAAGGCAUUUGGCUUCAUCUCAACUACAAGCAGCUGACGCAAGAAAGGUAUUUCCCUGUUUCGACGAACCUGAUUUAAAAGCCCGAUUUACAGUCAGUAUUAUAUACCCUACAGGGUAUGUAGCUCUUAGUAACAUGCCGAUUGUCAACCAAACGAAACUAUCGGAUAAGUGGAUGCGAAACCAGUACGCCACAUCGCCGAUUAUGUCUUCCUAUCUACUUGCGUUUGUUGUUGCAGACUUCGACUAUAGGGAGAAAAUCUUAAAAAAUAACUACACUUUAAGAAUGUGGGCCCAGCGAGAGAAGAUAAACCAGACGAAUUAUGCCUUGAAGUUCGCAGAACGAUGUUAUGCAUUUUUCACAGAAUAUUUCAAUAUAUCUGAUAUUCUCAACAAAUCAGAUCAUGUGGCUGUGCCUGAGUUCAAUGCAGGAGCAAUGGAAAAUUGGGGGUUGGUUAUCUACCGAGAAACAGCCUUACUUUAUGAUCCAGAUGUGUCAUCAAGUUCGAAUAAAUAUAUGGUCACGUUAAUCGUGGCUCACGAAAUCGCUCAUACGUGGUUUGGAAACAUGGCGACCAUGAGAUGGUGGGACGAUCUUUGGCUUAACGAAGGGUUUGCCAGUAUCCUAAUGUAUUUCGGAAUGAAUCACGUACACCCAGACUGGGAUGUGUUUUCUAUUCUCGUUGUAGACGAGAUUUUACCAGUGAUGGUUUUAGAUGCACUCCUUACUUCGCACGCAGUUUCUUCUCGUAUAGAGAAUACGGACCAAAUCAUCCAGUAUUUCGAUAACAUUUCCUACAACAAGGGAAUGGCAAUAUUACGGAUGUUGAAAGGUUUUCUCGGCUGGGAAGCCUUCAGACGAUCGUUGCAGAACUUCAUUUUAAAAUACAAAUUCGCCAAUGCCCACGUGGAUGAACUCUGGCAGACUUUCACAGAGACAGUGAACGGAACAUAUCAAAUUAAGAAGAUAAUGGAUACGUGGACGCGCCAGAUGGGAUAUCCCGUGGUUAACAUCAAAGCUGACGGCAAAGACCAUUAUAUCAUCGAACAGAAACGUUUCCUUUUGCAACCCGGUGAUAAAUUCAACGUUUCCGAAUCACCCUACAAGUACAUGUGGCAUAUACCGUUCGUUUACAGCUUUAUGUCCAAACCAUCUGAAACUGAACUCCACUGGUUAAGUAACUCCUCGGAUAGAAUUAAAGCUACUGGAAGUGGCUGGAUCUUGGGAAAUGUUGAUCACAUUGGUUUUUAUCGAGUCAAUUAUGAAGUGAGUAUGUGGAAACAACUAACCGAACAGCUUCAUAAAGACCACACGGUGUUUGUAGCUUCAAGUCGCGCAGGACUUAUCGGAGAUGCUCUCAACUUAGCUCGGGCUGGCCAGUUAGAUUACCAUAUUGCACUGAAUAUAACAACUUAUCUAAAGAAAGAAAGUGAUUUCGUCCCUUGGAAAGCAUUUCUGGAUGGGCUGGAAUUUGUCAAUGCAAUGUUGGAUACCAGUGAUUCCUACGGCAACUUCCAGAAAUAUUUAACUGACAUGGUUACCCCAGUUUUUAAGAAAAUAAAAUUAAAUGGAAAAGGAAGUUUGCCCCAGAGAUAUAUGCGAAGGUUGAUAUUAAAUGCUGCUUGCAAUCUAGAAAUCCCAGAAGCAGUGGAAUAUGCCACCAAGAUGUUCAAAGACUGGAUGGAUACUGGACGACAGUUGCCUUCGGAUUUGGCUACUAUCAUUUACACCGUCGGUAUAAGACAAGGUAAUGCCCGCGAAUGGGAUUUCACAUGGAACCAAACUCGCCACACAAAUGUGGCCGCUGAAAAGCACAUGUUAUUAGAAGCUUUGGCACAAACAGAGGUACCGUGGUUAUUCUGGAGAUAUAUCAAUUGGGUCUUUGAGAGCAGCAAAGUAAGACAACAAGAUGUCCGUCUUAUUUUUAAUUACUUCACCAAAAACAGUCUCGGAAGAAUCAUAACACUUCAAUUCAUUCUAAGCAAAUGGCAACAGAUUCUAUCAUCCCCAUUCAUGGAAUCAUUCUCCUCAAAAGACAUCAUUUCCAGUGUAACUACAUACGUCAACAACCAGUAUCAGAUGGAACAGUUGACAGAGUUGUUCCACAAAAGUCCAGCAAUGGAUGCUAAAAUUACUGUAAACAAUGCUCUUGAAAUCAUGAGGUCUAACGUCAACUGGAUGAAGAACAACAAAGAUACCAUUGACAAGUGGUUGCGUGAAUAUGUUAAGAACUUGCCAACAACUUGAUCUGUAACGAGCCAUGUGGCACAGUUAUUUCAAAGCAAUUGGCCGCUGAAGAAACUUAUCAAAAUAAAUUAAGGCCACAUGACACAAGCAACUUGCCAGAAGCUGCCAGGGACCAGCUUAAUUAUAUUGUCUGCAAUAUUUAUUUAAGCAAAAAUAUUUAUUGGACUUAAAGAGAAUUAUAAG